AGAGCCACCUGACCCGACCCGUGUCAGCACUGGGACUGCAUCGCCUGAGUUUGUUGUAGGGAAAUGGAGAACGUCUGCCUUGACAACUUAAUUUUAAAGCUUCACGAUGUGAAUGCGGUUAAGUUUGGGGAAUACAAGCUGAAGAGUGGCAUGAUCACGCCGAUUUAUGUCGAUUUGAGAGUCCUUGUUUCCCACCCGUCUCUCAUGAACCAGGUGUCAAGUCUCAUUUACCAACGUGCACAAGAAGAGGAGCUGAAGUUUGACUCUGUGUGCGGGGUUCCCUACACUGCUCUACCGCUGGCCACAAUCAUCUGCUCCAGACAUGAACUGCCCAUGCUCAUCAGACGGAAGGAGGCUAAGGAGUACGGAACCAAGCGCAUGGUGGAAGGAGCGUUUUGUGAGGGGGAAACGUGUCUCAUCAUAGAGGACACGGUGACUACCGGUACCAGCAUCCUGGAAACUGCAGAGGUGCUGUACAAAGAAGGACUGAAGGUGACAGAUGCCAUAGUACUGAUGGACCGCGAGCAGGGCGGCGUUGAGAUGUUGCGCUCUCAGGGAAUCCGACUCCAUCCAAUCAUCUCCAUGUUCAAGCUGCUCAACGUGCUGCUGGCGGCCGAGCGCAUCGAUGCCCAAACCGCCCAGAGCGUCCGCAAGUUUAUCCUGGCCAAUAACACUUUCAGCCCUAAAGAAGAGAAUGGUCAUUUUUCUCCAGUCUCCAAGAAGCCGUGUAAGGACCAAACCCAGGAGCUGAGCUAUGGAGCCAGAGCCAAACUGCCCAACACCCACCCACUUGCAUCCAAGCUGCUGAGGAUCAUGGAGGAGAAGCAGUCAAACCUCUGUGUGUCGGCAGACAUGGCGGGCCGCAAGGAACUCCUCCAGCUGGCAGACUCUCUGGGUUCAAAGAUUUGCCUCCUGAAGACCCAUGUGGACAUCCUACAGGACUACGCGCCAGGUUUUAACCAGGCAUUGACGGCCUUGGCUGAGAAACACAACUUCCUCAUCUUCGAGGACCGCAAGUUCGCUGACAUAGGCAACACGGUGAAGCACCAGUAUGAAGGGGGCCUGUACAAGAUUUCCUCCUGGUCCCAUAUAGUGAAUGCUCAUGCUGUGCCGGGCCCAGGUGUGGUGAAGGGCCUGAGCGCCGUGGGCAAACCCCUGGGUCGAGGUUGUCUGCUCAUCGCACAAAUGAGCUCCGAGGGCUCUCUCGCGACUGGAGAAUACACACAAGCGGCACUGAAGAUGGCAAAGGAGCACUCGGACUUUGUGUUUGGGUUCAUCUGUGGCUCUAACAUCAGCAGGCAGCCCGAGUUCAUCCACAUGACCCCUGGAGUGAAGAUGCAGGCUGGAGGUGAUGAUUUGGGACAGCAGUACGCUAGCCCUGAGGAGGUCAUCUGUAACAAAGGCUCUGAUGUCAUCAUUGUCGGACGGGGUAUCCUGGGGGCUGCUGAUAGGGUGGAAAUGGCUGAGUCAUACAGGAAGUCCGGCUGGGAGGCCUAUAGGAAGAGACUGGGACAGGCCUAACUGUAGUAGAGCAGGGAUGGUGUUUGCAUAAACUCCAAUACUGAAUUCUAAGUGAAACUCUGAAAAAAAUAUCCUCCAGAAGUACACAAACAUAAGCACCAGCACAUAUACGUACGUCUGUGCACUGCAUCUAUGCACACUUCAAAUGUAUUGCAACAUACACAGUUGCACACUCGCACAGACAUUAUAAAACUGUAUGGAAUGAAACAGAGCAGAUUGUUGAACUUAUUAAACACCAACGUGUUAUUUUAUUCCCUCCAGUUGAUGAGCUGCGAAACCUAUACUGACCUCUAACCUGCCAAUAUAUUCAGACCAUGGUAUGGGUACGCCAUGAUGUAUGGUAUGAGUGAAAAUGGUUUCCUGUGUUUCAGUUACUCAAGGAAUGCUUGAUUUGAUUGCUAAUGUACACAGCCUGAAACAUAUAGUCAUUGCUAGGUAAUGCUAAACCAUGGAUACUUAAUUGUGUUUUUGAUUUUUGUUUUUCUUCAAUAUAUAAUCCUUUUUAUUUUACCUGUGGUCUGUUUCUCUUUGCAGGGCACAGUGGAUUAAGGCUUUUAAAAGAGAUAAAAGUGGUCAUUCCUGACAACAGAUGAUAUCGCUGUCAAAUGAGUUGAUGCUUUAUAAAGCCCCAGCCUUAUUGUCCCUGUACAUAUUCCAGCAUGACAGAUUGCCAGUAGUUGGCAAACCCAUUUAAAAGCUAGCUCUUGUUUUAGACAAAAAGUAGUUGUAGAGGCGGCCGACUGAAUUCAGCUCGUGGUAUUGAACGUGCACUGUGUUUCACUGCCCGACUUGAAAGACAGAAAUUUAAGCAACUGUGGGGCAAGUACGGUGAAUCUGGUUAAUAACUAUCAACGAGCAACUUGCAAAGCCACAGAAGCACUUGUGUGCGAGAUUUCAAAUCGAACAAGAAAACAUUUCAUCCAUUGCAGAGGGGAGAUGAGAGGUGUGGGUUAGCCUGCCCUUAAACAUAAGGGACCAACAUAACAGCAUAUCCUCUUGGCUGUUUGGAGACAGAUUUAUUUGAUACAGCAGAGUGUAGUAGGCUAUAAUUUAUUGUACCGGAGGACCUUAGUCAUGUAGGUUAAAAAUACAAAUUGGGCUUCAAAUACUCCUUCAGCGCUGGGCCUGAAUUUAGUUUAGCUGUUGUUGUUUUGGCUGGGAGUGAAGUGGUGGUAUGACAUUUGUUCUAACCCGCAGUAUUUAUAUAAGCUUUCACUGGGGGGCAGGUGAUAUUAAAACCCUGUAUUAGUUCUUUUUUUUUUCAGUUUACCUCUUGACCAUCACAGCUGUGGAGGCAUGGGCAUGUUGGUCCAUACCAACUUUGCGGGUGAUGUGAAUGAAAUGGUCGAGGUGCUCCGCUGUGGACAUCUUAAAAUGUGAUUGGUGGUUUGAGACUUGGUCCUCAGCUCGGUGCAGUUUAUGCAGUGUUGUCCCACUGAUCCAUAACUGAAGUUAUUCACCCAUCUAUGACUUAUUGACCUCUCCUGCCUUACGUAUACGCUCGUCUUUGUUGAUUAUGAGCCAGAGCAGACUCUCGUCAGUCGAUGGUCACUGUCCAAUAGCUUGUAUGUAAAUUUGAAUGCUCGAAACGCCGUUUUUUGGGGGGGGUUGAGGGUCAUAAUGUUAAAUGCAGCAGAUAAGGUUGGACACCCAUACAGCGGCUCCAAGACCUGAUGUUUCCUCCAUUUAAAGGGACUUUUCUCAGUGUUUUCCCUCCUGUUUUUUGUUUGUUUGUUCGAUGACAAACUGUGAUGAUAUUCUCUUUGAUUAAAUACAUCUCAUUUGACUUGAGAACUGUCAUGUUAAGCAAGACAUUUCUCACUGAAUAUGCACUAAUGUGUAAUCUGUAGACAGUAACAUCUAUUUCUAAUACCAUGUGGCAAGGGGAUGAACCAUGUCAACAGCAAAUAAAGGAUAUUUUCUUC
This is a messenger RNA of Lampris incognitus (smalleye Pacific opah), 3446 nucleotides long. RefSeq names its product uridine monophosphate synthetase (gene umps). Gene Ontology annotation, biological process: 'de novo' UMP biosynthetic process; 'de novo' pyrimidine nucleobase biosynthetic process. Lineage: Eukaryota; Metazoa; Chordata; Actinopteri; Lampriformes; Lampridae. The coding region runs from base 64 to 1521 and encodes 485 amino acids. The transcript is spliced from 10 exons. Gene Ontology annotation, molecular function: orotate phosphoribosyltransferase activity; orotidine-5'-phosphate decarboxylase activity. The record is from RefSeq and is a predicted model, not a curated record.